Molecule: messenger RNA, 3139 nt
Organism: Dunckerocampus dactyliophorus (ringed pipefish)
Lineage: Eukaryota; Metazoa; Chordata; Actinopteri; Syngnathiformes; Syngnathidae
Gene: fbxo4
Product: F-box protein 4
Exons: 7
Coding region: 122-1270 (382 amino acids)
Biological process (GO): protein polyubiquitination; SCF-dependent proteasomal ubiquitin-dependent protein catabolic process
Cellular component (GO): SCF ubiquitin ligase complex
Molecular function (GO): protein binding
Source: RefSeq, a predicted model, not a curated record
UAUGGUGGCACUACAUGACCCAUGAUGCAUCGCUGCUGUCAGCAACGCGGAAAUUAGACAAAAAGCGGCACGUCACAUUUGUCAUACGGCAUUAUUUCACUACCGCCUUUAAUAACAAGUCAUGGCAGGAAAGACUAAAUUUCUUAGCGAGUCAGUCGUUAUUCGAAGCCUCAGACGCUUUCGUGACUUUUAUUUUCCUUCCGGUGUGAAAGAAGAUCUUUUGGACAGCCGAGAGGAAGGACCGGACUUCCUCGACUGUUUACCGGUGGACGUGCAGUUCCACAUCAUGACCUUCUUGUCACCUGUGGACAUCUGUCGCCUGGGAGCAACCAACCACUACUGGAGGGCCUUGGUUCGAGAUCCACUGCUGUGGAGGUUUUUACUCUUCAGGGACAUGCACUACUGGUCCUCCAUCGAUCAUUUAACCAUGCCCCGACUUGAGGUGCUGGACGCCCCGCUCGUAUCCGAUGAUGCAGAGGAGUCAUUGGAAUCAAAUAUUGACUUCAUGGCAGAAUAUCUGAAAGGCUGCCCCUCAUGCAGACAGAAAUGGCUUCCUUCACGACCACCUUACGAAGUAUUGACGUCCUUCCUGCAGUCUCUGGUGCCUUCAGCAGAACCCCGCUACGCCAUGUUUGGUCCUGGCAUGGAGCAGCUGGAUAUCUCUCUGGUCACAAGGCUCAUGCACGCCCCUGAUGUUCUACCUGUGUCGGGCAUCCCAAACCGACAGAUCAAUGGGAUCGGCUCAGGGAUCAGUUAUCUGUUCAACAACCAGCACAAGUUCAACAUCCUGACGCUUUACUCGUCAAACAAAGCUGAGAGGGAACGAGCCAGAGUGCAGAAGCAGUAUAUGAGCAGCAAACUCUUCACCUUAGGAAGUGAUGAGUCGGGUCAGCCAGUCUACAGACCGGCCCCUCAGGUGCAGCAGGUGUGCCAGGUAGUAGAUGGGGUCAUUUAUGUGACCAAUGCUGAGCCAGGAAGAGGUGAAGGAGAAUCUGAAGUAGCUCAGAUCCGGGCCGUGCUGAGCUCCACAUCCAAACCCCUGCUGGUGCUCUCGUGCAUCUCCAGAGAGGAAAGUGAAAUAGUCGGCGUGCAAACUGUUGUUGACAGGAACAGGACCUCAUGUGUUGAUAUGGCAAAAAGACUUGGACUUCCCCAGCUGCCUAAUCCCUGGAUGGUGCAGGAUACAGUUGCUGAAUCUUUGUCGGGUAUUCUGGACGGCAUUUCUUGGCUGCUGAGAUGCUCUGGAGUCAAAGUUUAUGGUAAGUAUUGAACUGAAGACUUUAAGCAUGAGGGAACAAAGUUUAAUAAGGGGUUUAUAGCAGUGACUGUAGCCAAAUAGGGACCUCAGGACCUGGGUUAUGCAUUAUGGUGACAUUAUUGUCCACUUGAUAAGGCAUUGCUAUCAAUGGCCAGACUGGUCAAAGGCAAUGAUAGAAGAUUAGAAGUAUAGAUGUUAAGUUAAAUUAAAAGCUGCAAGUUCAAUUAAAAGCUGCACAGUUUAGUAUUUUCAGUGCAGUGCAUACAUAUGCUGCAUGAUGUAGUGUAACAUGUUUUGGUAAUGGGGCAAUAACUAAUUUAUUUUAUUAAUUACGUUAAAAUUUUUAGCGUAAUUAGCACAUGCCUGUCAAGCAACCCCUCUCUGUUAUGAUGACAGACGGGGGUCACAGCUGGUCAUAAUCUUAAGACCAGUUGAAAAAUUGCUAGAAUUUGCAUUUUGUACAUUUGGAUCUUAAGGAGUUUUUAAGGAGAGCUACAGUAUGCAAAAGCAAGAAGGGGAGUGAGACAAAAAGCACAAGACAAAAAAAGUAAUUUAUUUCAUGACUCUUUUUAAUCAUUUAAUGAUGUUUACAUUAAUUUAAUGGCAGUUUGUUUGGAGAUGUCAUCCCUGCAAUUGCAGAAAACUUGGUGAUGCUGUCUAGUUUACAAAGUGAAUCAUUUGAGUCCAUCCAGGCGAGAGAGGUUCUAACAACACGUAUGACUUUACUGUUUUUGUAAUUAUUCUGUACAUGCACCAUGUCACACAUGUUUGUACCGUGCUGUGAUUAUGUGCUUAUGCUACGUAAGCGAGCCCUCUCUCCAUCCACAGUUCACAUUCAUUUUACCACUAUGCCUGUCCUGUUAAUGUGCCUCAUUGAUGCUCUUUUGUUCUCGUUACCUGGGUAACCGCAAAUACUCUAAAGUACCAUCCUGUUCAUAAAAAUGUUCCCCAGCCCAGGUUUGGAAUAUAUAACGGUGAUUGAUGUAAUUUAGGUGCAUUAAGGCUGGCUGGCUUGAGUUUUGUUUUUAGAUGAAUUUUAAAGGGAUGGAGACGGCGACCCUUGCGUGGUGUGUGCGUGUGUGUAAACAAUGAAAUGGGACUACCUGUUACUAAAGUGUGCAUGUGGAGAAAUAACGCUUCUUGUUGCUUUAUUCCACUGUGAGGCUGGUGGGGUACAGUGGAACGCCCCAAAAGUCCCUUUCUUUUUUUAUAAUAUGCCUCAAAAGUCAAAUCAAACUAUCAUUGCCAUGCAUGAAAGUUAGCAAAUCUCAUGAGACCAUUCUAAAGCAUUACUUGUCAAAAUGCUUUUUGUUUUGUUUGAAGGGCACCAGUGAUGGCAAAGAGCAAACGUGUGAUUACCGCAUAAAUCAGAAAUUGAAUUUGUCUUAUCGUCAUCUUUAUACUUGUAUUUAGGUAAAAAUUGUUCAAAUGUUGUUUAAAACUUGGACAUUUUUGUUUUUUGGGACGCAAACCACAAAGGGGCACGAGUGACGGCAAAGAGGAAAAGUAUGAUGAUAACCAUAGAACCAGAAAUGGAAUUUACUGUGACAUAUGAAAGGGUCUGGAAGCUCAAUACAGAUAAUAAAUAGCACAAAUUAACUUUACCAAACUGAUGCUAUAGCGUAAAUAGCAGGUGACUAAAGAGGGUCAAUCAUUUUUUUUUAUUUUAGUUGCAUUAUACAGUUGUUUACCUGGCUUUAUGCAUGGAUGACCAGUGGCGACGCUGUAUUUUUACUUGAAUUUGGUUGUAUUUAGUUGCACUAUACAUUAGUUAACUUAAUUUUGCCUGACCCUGUACUUGUAUGACAGUUAAAUGUUGGUUAAAAAUGUGCCUGUAAAUUUGUAUGAUGGUGACGGUUUAAACCUGGAACAGAUGAAUUC